Molecule: messenger RNA, 2643 nt
Organism: Acaromyces ingoldii
Lineage: Eukaryota; Fungi; Basidiomycota; Exobasidiomycetes; Exobasidiales; Cryptobasidiaceae
Exons: 5
Coding region: 357-2285 (642 amino acids)
Source: RefSeq, a predicted model, not a curated record
CCAUGAUAGGACAGCCCCGGAGAUCAACUACUGGACAACCUUCCCGAAAUGGGUUUGGGCUCAAAUCGAGGAUGGCGUGAAGGCACAGCGCUACAAUCGCAUCUUCUUCGCUAAUCAAGAUACCCUUGGAACCAUCCCCUCCCCAGCUCUCAUUCAUGCCUUCUUCCCCUCACUACCUUCAACGUAUGCUAUCUUGCUCAAGAUGAUGCUGACGACCCUCGUCAAGCGGUUCCCGCUUCACCCUCCAGAGAUUGCUGAGUUGGAAUUACCGGACUUCAACUCCUAUGCGGCGCCCACUGCAGAGAUUCGCCGAUUCGUGAGUAUGGCUAGCCAAGAAGCAGGAGGUGUUGCGAGCCAUGCUGAUGGUCGAUCCUCAGAUGCGAUCAUUCAUCUAUCUCCAUAUGCCCGACUAUUUCUACCGGUUGUCCUACUUCUGGAUUCCUUUCAUCGCCAUCAUCUUUCUGCUCGCCUUUGCGACGUUGAUGCGCAGAAUCUACCUCGGACAGCUAUGGGUACUACGAAUGCAAACGGCGCCGAACGGUCAGAUCUUUUUCGCCCCGCACACCAUCAAUGCCUUUGUUGUCUUCGACAUCUUCUAUGCCGGCGGUUGUGUGUUUUUCCUGGUUCACAUGAUUCUCAUGUUCCGCUUCAACUACAACCCGAUUUGGCUGCCCUACUGGCUCUCCUUUCUUUGGCUUGCCGUCGCGACGGCUGGAUGGUAUUCUGCCUGGGGCGUCUUCUACACUUCACCGUCAAUCUUUUCCCUUCGCAAUCGUGCCAAGAGCUUCUGGGACCCCCGCUGGUGGAUGCCCACACCAUUCAUCAGCAACAUCAUCAUGUUCGUUGGCCCUCUCGUCUUGAUCGCUCUGGUCGUCGGCAUCUCGAUCCCAUGGCUCAAGUACUACGGAGAGAGCACCCAUAUGUUGCAAAGCUGGGACAAAGCCUUCGGGAUGCAGCAAGACGACGCAGCCAUCACAGCCGAACAGCGGGCAGGGGCACUGGUCAUCUGGGAGCAUUUUGAGUUGUGCUUCUGGUGGGGAUCCAUCGUCUUCCUCAUUUGGUGCCUCUUCGCAUGGCUAUUUGGUCUAUUUUACUUUUGUUCCGGUCUCUUCCUUAUCAGGACAAUCCUGUCUCAGAUCAACAUACAGAAAACGUUGGGCACCGACGCCAUCAGAGCGCAGGCUGCAGCGGAUGUUGUCGGCCCGAAACCCCUAUGGACGACGACAAAGACUGCUGUCGACGACGAACUCAAGGUUGCUAGCCCAGGCUUACACGAGGGAAGUCCUAACGACAGAAGGGAGAGUGCCUCGACAAGGGACACCUUACGCGUAGAUGGGCCGGAAGCCGACGAAAGAAAGUCGCUGGCCAAGGCCGAGGCUGAGCGGAGGAGGACAGCGGCUCUUCAGGCAAGGACGCUCCUCGACGACGAGGCUGCGGCCAUUGCUACGUCGCACUUUUUCCCAAGCCUGCGUGCCGACGUUGCCACUCGUGAGGAAUUGGCCCAGCGGAGCUCCGACACAAAGGUCAAGCUGUUGCAAAAGGCCUUGCACAAUCUCGCAUGGAUGUGGGGCGGCGUUAUCGUUGCCAUCAUCAUUCUGGCUGCCUGCGCUACCGUGGCCGCGGUCGCCUUCGUUCCACGGUCGGUAAAAGGGCCCCAAGCAUGGAACGACUUGUUGUUCGGCCUCGUUCAGGCAAUCCAGUGGCUCAACUGUGUCUGCGGCAUCAUCAUCUUCAUUCUCAUUGCCACCCAAGCCUUUGAGCCUGUCAUUGAAGGGCUGCGACGCAGCAAUGCAAACGACGACGACUUGGAAUCAAGAGGCCUCUCGUCGCACCGACCCGGUUCCCUCUCCUCGUACUACCCACAUGCCCUUCGUCGCCUGUGGAAACGUCCAGGCAGUGGCUCAUCGCCACGUUCAGGGGUCACCUCGGCGAUAUCAGCGACAAGGAUGACAUCGUUCUUCGAGACUCGGACGAAGCCACAACACAAUGCUCGCACAUCUGACCUCUCUGAAGAUGCUGGCCCAUUCAGCUACGCAGAGAGGCUGAGGCUGCAGAACCGUGAGGCUGAGCCUGAAGACGCUCUCACCACGAUCGGUUACGCGUCCUCCAUUGGGGCAAAUGAACUGGAACAAAUUUGCGAAGAAGAAGAGGGUGUCCCGGGCCCUUCUCUGCAGCAGCUACAGCCGCAGCAGCCGUCACAGAGGCCAUUCUCGCCAGUGGAGCAAGCUUCGACUGCUAUGGAGACUGUCCAGCCUAGGAGGGGCCGCUUGACGUUCAACGUGUAGAAUUUUUGAGCCGUUGUUCCUCUUCCCUAUUCCCGUUUUUCCCCUCUGUUCUUUCUCACUCAGUCGCGAUGUAGGCAGAUGGCGUCCCGCCUUGCGUUCCACUGUUGAAGCUGUACCAAUUUUGUACUUGUUUUUUUACUUGUUACUAAAGCUACGUAACAAUGAUGAAGAUGGCGCCGAUGACGACGACGAUGAUGGCUCCGAUGAUGAUAUAGCGGUUACUUCGAACACUGAUGUCGAUCACGAGGCCACUUUAAAAAGUUUUACCGCCUUGGGUUCUCUUCCCCAGACUAAAAGUGGGAUUAGUUUCAUUCUUCUUGUGGGUGUGGAGAAAGAGGCCGUGGCAGCACCUCUGUCU